CUCCCUUUUGGGACCUACUUGUUCCGCCACUCAGCCAAUAACCACUCCUCCAUUCAACCUCUGGGCCCACUCAGAACCAUAGCCAGCCACAAGAUAAGGGACCAGCCCCUCUCACCCGCUCAAUUUCUGUCACGUGUCAGCAAGCGGAUUCUCCCCUACCUCGCUGCCAUCAGACGCACACCAUAAACCAAAGAAGCCAAUGCAAGCAAGAUGUGCUUUUCUUCGUAGAGAAAACAGAGGAAGAAGAUCCCACACCGACCACCAAAAAAAGAAACAAUAAAAAACGUAUUUCUCCCGAUCAUUUUACUGUUUUCAUGAAUGAUAUGCUGAAGGUGGAGGGAGAUUCGGUUGGCAACGGCUGGGCCCCGCCGGCGUGCGAGUCGUGUCGGUCGGCGCCGUGCGCGGUGUACUGCCGGGCCGAUGCGGCGGCGCUGUGCACCGCCUGCGACGCCGACAUCCACUCCGCCAACCUGCUCGCCCGCCGCCACCACCGUGUCCCCGUCCUCCCUGCCUCGGCCGCCGGCUUCGUCGUCCGGCCCAGCCUCAACCAUUACAGCCAUGUCGGCGGGCCGGAUGGGGCUGACAAGCCCGAGACCGAGCUCCUUGGGGAAGAGGAGGAGGAGGACGACGACGAUGACGACGACGUAGUGUCAUGGCUGCUCCAUGAUCCCUUGAUGAACAGCAAUCAGAGUGGUAAUGGUCUGUUCGGCGACGAGGGUGAUGGGUUUCUGGACCUCAAUGAGUACAAUUCGGGUGCUGAGAAGCAGAGCGUGAGUCAGAAGCAGCACCAGUUGGAUUACAACCAUGGAAAGGGUGAGAAGAGCGAGUAUUUGGUGCCCAAUGGACAGCAGCAGCAUAGCUUUCAGAUGGAGAUGGAGUAUGAAGCCUCUAAAGCUGGGUUCGGAGACUUCGGUUGCGCUGCUUCACUUAGUCACAGCCUUUCCUUGUCAUCAAUGGAAGCAAGCAUGGUAUCAGACACGACUAUGGCAGAUAUCUCAAACUCUCACCUUCAACCUUCCAAAGGGACCAUAGACCUCUUCUCGGGCCCUCCUCUUCAAAUGCCUCCCCAAUUUACUCCCAUGGAAAGAGAAGCCAAGGUUCUUAGAUACAGGGAGAAGAGGAAGACUAGGAAAUUUGAGAAGACAAUUAGAUAUGCAUCAAGAAAGGCAUAUGCUGAAACCCGGCCUCGAAUUAAAGGCCGUUUUGCUAAGAGAUCAGAUGUAGAACUUGAAGUGGAUCAGUUGUUUUCUACCACCAUGAUGACAGACUCUAGCUAUGGCAUUGUCCCUUCAUUCUAGUUCUUCUGUCAAAAUUAUUGUCAUAUGAGAGAAUUCAUGAGCUGUUUCACUGUUUUUUUUUUUCCUUUUUGUCUAUAAUUAGGAGUUAAAGGUAUAAAAUCUAGUGGAACUUUGCUGUAAGCCUGUUGAUUAAUAUAAAGACAUGGGAACUGCAAAGAAUUAUUAGUGGCUUUGUAACCAUUUCUGUUCUGAAUUAUAACUAUCUUUUGGUUCA
Molecule: messenger RNA, 1512 nt
Organism: Elaeis guineensis (African oil palm)
Lineage: Eukaryota; Viridiplantae; Streptophyta; Magnoliopsida; Arecales; Arecaceae
Product: zinc finger protein CO3
Biological process (GO): regulation of flower development; regulation of photoperiodism, flowering
Cellular component (GO): nucleus
Molecular function (GO): DNA-binding transcription factor activity; zinc ion binding; protein binding
Source: RefSeq, a predicted model, not a curated record